AUGCUUUUGACAAGUCUUACAAGUGGCCUUAUCCCAAUUCCAGAAAUUCCUCCACCGGAUUCUUAUUUUAUAUACAAUCCCAAAGUGCCAGGAAACAUGCCAACUCAAUCCCUGUUGGUGUAUAUGGAUGGACCAGAAGUUAUUGGCAAUCCCCUUGGCACCCAGAUGGAGCUAGAUGAUGCCGUGUCAAUAAAAGGGACCACCGCUGUUCCUUUCAGAGCAACACAAGAGAAAAACAUCAUCCAAAUAGAAGGAUAUAUGCCCUUGGACUGCAUGUUUUGCAAUCAGACCUUCACACAUUCAGAAGAUCUUAAUAAACAUGUCCUAAUGCAACAUCGGCCUAUUCUCUGUGAACCAGCAGUUUUGCGUGUUGAAGCGGAGUAUCUUAGUCCUCUUGAUAAAAGUCAAGUGAGAACAGAGCCUCCAAAGGACAAGAAUUGCAAGGAAAAUGAAGAAUUUAGCUGUGAAGUAUGUGGGCAGACAUUCAGAGUGGCUUUCGACGUCGAGAUCCACAUGAAGAAACAUAAGGACUCUUUCACCUAUGGGUGUAACGUGUGCGGAAGAAGAUUCAAGGAGCCCUGGUUUCUUAAAAAUCACAUGCGGACGCACACUGGCAAAUCCGGGGCCAAGAGCAAACUGCAGCAAGGCUCGGAGAGCCCGGCAACAAUCAACGAGGUGGUACAGGAGCAUGCCGCUGAGAGCAUCUCCUCUCCUUACAAAAUCUGCAUGGUUUGUGGCUUCCUCUUUCCUAAUAAGGAAAGUCUCAUCGAUCACAGGAAGAUGCACACCAAAGAAUCUGCUUCCGGUGCCAGUAGUACACAAACAGACUCUCAGCAGGGGGGAAUGCCAUCUCCGGGGGAAGAGUUCUUGCAGUUUUUAAACUUGAGACCCACCUCUCACCCCGAAACCGGCAAGAAGCCCACAAAAUGGAUACCUCAGCUCGAUCCAUUCACCACCUACCAGGCUUGGCAGCUGGCUACCAAAGGAAAAGUCGCCGUGUGCCGAGAAGUGAAGGAACAGCCGGGCCAAGAAGGAAGUACCGACAAUGAUGAUUCGUGUUCUGAAAAAGAGGAGCUUGUCGAAAUUUGGAACGCUGGUAAGAGCCAUUCCGAAGGUUCUGGAAAGUCCAAGACAAGUAAAAGCAGUUGUGCAGGCCUCGCACAAGAUAAAGAGAAGCCCAGACCCUCCAGUGGUGAAGUGCCUUCCGUGGAAGCGGACCCAAAGUUGUCCAGCAACAAAGAGAAGCCGACGCAUUGCUCGGAAUGCGGCAAAGCCUUCCGCACCUACCACCAGCUGGUUCUGCACUCGCGAGUGCACAAGAAGGACCGGAGGGCCGAUGCCGAGUCGCCAACCAUGUCAGUUGACGGAAGGCAGCCUAGGACGUGUUCUCCAGACCUCACCGCCACCCUGGAUGAGAAUGGAGCCGUAGAUCGCGAAGCUGGUUCUGAGGAUGGAUCUGAGGACGGACUUGCGGAAGGGCUCCAGUUGGAUAAAAAUGAUGAUGGAGGAAAAAUAAAGCAUCUUACGUCCUCGAGAGAAUGUAGUUAUUGUGGGAAGUUUUUCCGUUCAAAUUAUUACCUCAAUAUUCAUCUCAGAACGCAUACAGGUGAAAAACCAUACAAAUGUGAAUUCUGUGACUAUGCUGCAGCACAGAAGACAUCUCUGCGGUAUCACCUGGAGAGGCAUCACAAGGACAAGCAGAUCGAUAUUGCCGCCGAAGUCAAGACGGAUGGGAAAAACCAGGAGACCGAAGAUGCACUACUAGCCGCCGACGGUGCGCAAACCAAAAAUUUGAAAAGAUGUUUUGAUGGUGCCAAAGAUGUUAAAGGCAGCCCACCUUCAAAGCCACUUAAGGGGAUGGCCUCUACCUUUCAGAAUGUUCUGGGCAGCACUGUCCAAUCACCAGUACACAGAGAUACUCAGGAUUUCAAUAAAAAUGCAACUGAUGCCAGUACUGAUAAAAUGGGCAAAGCUCCUGCCCCCGCAGGUUUGGACGUGUUCCCGAAGAGAGCGCCAGGUGACCCUCAGCCCCCCGAGCCCGCACGUAGGCCAGAGGCGGGGGUCCCUGCGCGCGCGGACAGCAGUGCGGCCCACGGUGCUGACGGCGGCCCCAGGGAGGAGCAGGUGGGCACGGCGGCCGACGGCAAGCACAGGGCCAGCGGGGACUGUCAGGAGAAACCGCUGAACCUGUCCCUCGGGGCGCUUCACGGCUGCCCCGCCAUUUCUCUGAGCAAGAGUUUAAUCCCAGGGAUCACCUGCCCAUUUUGUACCUUCAAGACCUUUUAUCCGGAGGUUUUGAUGAUGCACCAGAGACUGGAGCAUAAAUACAACCCCGACAUCCACAAAAACUGCAGAAGCAAGUCGGUGCUGCGCAGCCGGCGCACCGGCUGCCCGCCCGCGCUGCUGGGGAAGGACGUGCCCCCGCUGGCCCACUUCCCCAAGCCCCGGGCCAGGCCCGCGCCGCCCGCCAAGGCCGCGCCCGCCGACCGCGACCGCGGGAAGCCGGGCCCCGCCGCGCCCGCCAGGCCCCCGCCGUCCCCGGGGCUCGACCCCAGCACUUUAGCGCCCAGCAACCUGAAGGCGCCGCGGGCGCCGCACCAGCACCAGCAGCCGCCGCCGCAGCUCGGGGGGGCUCAGGGGGCCGCCCGGCCAACGCAGGCCGAGCCCGCCAACCCGGAGAGGGGCCGGAGGCCCGAGGCCAAGCCCCGGGGGCCCGCCGCCGCCCCCGCCCCGCCCGGUGCCGCCAACGGCUGUGCGGAGCGCCCCUGGGCGCCGCGGGGCCGCGACCCCCCGAGCGGCCGCCCCGCAGAGCCCGGAGAGCCGCUGCCCAAGCGGCCGCGGCCCGACGCCGAGCCGCCGGCGCCCGCCUUCCGCCGGGCCUUCGAGCUGCCCAAGUACCACGUGGUGCGCGGCCUGCAGUCGCUGCUGCCGGCCGAGUGCGUGUGCCCGCCGCCCGCCGCGCUGCCGCCCAAGCCCCGCGCCGCGCCCGCGCCGCUCUUCGCCUGCGGGCCCGCCGCCGACGGAAAAAGACCUGUGUCGUACCAACACUUGUCUAGCAGCAUGCUACAAAAGAGAAACUAUGAGAAUUUUAUUGGAAAUGCACAUUAUCGACCAAAUGACAAAAAAACUUGAUUUCCUAUUUUGUCUAAGAAAGGUCUUGAUGGCUGUGUGUACUGUCCGUGAAUGGAGUUCGUCCAUCCUUUGAGAAAGCAGACGGUGGAAGCCCGUGAAAUAUAAGCUGUGACCGUGCCGUGCAUGUAACACACCAGGAACACUACGGUUUUGUGACGUUGUUCUGUUAACUUUUGUACCAAAUAGCAAUAAAAACUAUAGUUGCAACAGUUGGGUUGUACACAAAUGGAGACUGGAAAUCUCUAUUUUGUCCCUGAAUCAUAUUUUUUUUAGAAUCGACCAAAUAAGAAGAGUCUUUUGCCUACUUGAGCGCUGCUGGAAAGAAACCAUCUGGGUUGGGGAGGGUGGGGUGGGGAGAAAGUCUAUGAUGCUUGCACCUCAGGUAACUCUGUACAUAAUUGUAAGUUCUAAACCUGCUUGUUUGGAUACUGUGCGUUCCUCUUUUUCUCUAAUGUAGCUCACCACUUUGAGCAGUUUCCUGCUAUUUGUGCUCUUUCGUUUAAAAUGUAUGUUUUUUUUUUUUUUUAAUUCUCAAUGAUUUGUAUUAUGUUAAAUCCUCCUCAGUCUAUUGUCUUAACAAAAUUGUUAACGGAAGUAUUGACCCUCUAUGACUAUGUGCUGCAUGUACUGAGGUCAGCCAUUCUGAGUUUGGUGCCCUUUUAUUGCAAAUUUCAUUUUGUCAACCAAGGGAGUGUCCAGAUCCGUGACCCCUUCCCGGAAACAGUGCUGUGGAUUGUGGAGUUUUUAAGUGUGUGUGUUUACAGAAAGCAUGUCCUCUGUGGAGCCACCACAUGUCUGGUAAACAUACCAAAUCGUAGGUGGGAUCCCUUGCAUUUACUUUCUAUCAAAUUAAGCAUUUUUGUUGGAAAAUUCAGGUUGUUUGGCUCUCACUGAAAUUAGUAGGUAAAAAAACAGAAAUGCUGAAUUAUACAUGUGAAUGACACAUAUUGGAAGCAAUUUUAAAAAGGACAUGAACGUCUUUGGGUAAAUUUUAGGUUUGUAUCUGGAAGUCUUGGUGUGCCUGGCAUUUGGGUUAACUGUGGACAUUCUGAGUUAAUUAUAGACACAUUGAUUCUGAAGAAGGAACUGCAGGCUGAGCCUUCUGGUUAUGGGGAAGAUGUGAUCUCUUCUCGACCUCCGUUGUCUUCCCAUUUUUGGUUGUUUCGAGCAGCAGCGUUUUUCUCAGUGCAUACGCAGGUUGGGUUUUAAAGAGAGGGUAGCCACCAGCUGGCUUACUAGGUGUUUUAAACUUUGGUUCCCUUGAUAACGCUGUCCGUGGCUGAGUUUCUUCAGCAGUACAUUGGUUUAGCAACCACAAAAUAUUUUAUUAAGAAAACUGUUUCAAAAAUAAAUUUGCACUGUUAAGUUGUCCUGCCCUGCUCUUCUGCGUUAGAGCAGGAGUAAAGUCCUAAAAGAACCCUGAUUUUUUGUUUUGUUUUCAUUAUGCAACAUGAAGCGUACUUGACGGAAGUCUUAACUCCCGUGUGAAAGGGAGAGCUGAUUAGAGACCCGUCUGCUGGUAUUGCAAUGAAGUGCUUUGUAUCAGGAAAACGUACACUAUUGACCUUGUUUCCUGUUCAUAAGCUGAGCCAUAUGUACAUAAUCUAGAUUUUUGUUUUCAUAGUUUUGCACUUUUAUAGCCUAUUUUUGAAGAUUAACACAUUUUUGCAAGAUGAUUGACUUGAUCUUUGCCUAAUCCAAUGAGUGUUGCAGAAAAGCUUGCUGUGACUAUAAAUGUAAAUCUUAAAAAGGGGAUACAAGAUAAUAGAGGGCUGAAAUUUAAACCUGUAUUUAAAAAAAAAAAAAUCACCAAAUCUAUUUGAAAACAAGUCAAUUCAUGUCAUGCUGAAAUUUGGGGGGCUUUCAGAUUUCUCCUUUCUUCACCACAUUUCUGAAUUUCUGAAUGCAUAAAAAUGUCCUUUUUUUUCACAGCCCUUGUACUCCAAAAAUUUUUUUUGUUUGUUUUUGUUUUUGGUCCAUCAGUAUUAACUAUUGGGAUACUACUGGUUUUGUAUGUUUUUUUUUUCCUUUGAGACAACAGUACAUAUAAUAGAGGUACAAUCCGUUGGAUUUUUGUUUAUGUAUUUAUUUCAUUCCAGUUUGAUUUAUUUUAAUUGUUGAUACUUGUCAAACAGUAGACAUUACUUGUUUUAUUUAUGAUAUAUUUCAGCUUAAAGUUAUGUUAUUAUAUGUGGAUGUAAAUAUAGAUUUGGUGUUUUGCA
Callorhinus ursinus (northern fur seal) is the source of this 5354-nucleotide messenger RNA. NCBI's taxonomy places the organism in Eukaryota, Metazoa, Chordata, Mammalia, Carnivora, Otariidae. The record is from RefSeq and is a predicted model, not a curated record.